Molecule: messenger RNA, 2709 nt
Organism: Rattus rattus (black rat)
Lineage: Eukaryota; Metazoa; Chordata; Mammalia; Rodentia; Muridae
Gene: Fermt3
Product: fermitin family member 3
Exons: 14
Coding region: 253-2199 (648 amino acids)
Biological process (GO): leukocyte cell-cell adhesion; integrin activation; platelet aggregation
Cellular component (GO): cell-substrate junction
Molecular function (GO): integrin binding
Source: RefSeq, a predicted model, not a curated record
CAGCUUUGUUCUUCCCUCAUUUCCUGUGGUAACAAAAGCAAGGGCCCUGUGGAGCGUGCUGGCAGUGUGCUUCCUGUACCCAGAAACAGCCCGCCCUAGGGAGGGACUAGCACAACUUUCAUGAUAAGGCCACCAUAGGCUGACUUCUGAAGGAAGGAACUGAGCAGCACAAGGCCAGCCCGGGCCAGGGUAACAGGUGUUCCACUGCCACCUGCAGCUGCAGCCCUUUGCAGGCUAGAAGCAGCUGCAGUCAUGGCGGGGAUGAAGACAGCCUCCGGAGACUAUAUCGACUCUUCCUGGGAGCUGAGGGUGUUUGUGGGCGAGGAAGACCCUGAGGCGCAGUCUGUCACGCUCCGAGUCACAGGGGAGUCCCACAUUGGUGGGGUGCUUCUGAAGAUCGUGGAGGAGAUCAAUCGCAAGCAGGACUGGUCUGACCAUGCCAUUUGGUGGGAGCAGAAGAAACAGUGGCUGCUACAGACACACUGGACACUGGACAAGUACGGGAUCCUGGCAGAUGCCCGCCUCUUCUUUGGGCCACAGCACCGACCUGUGAUCCUGCGACUGCCCAAUAGGCGGGUGCUGCGCCUCCGUGCCAGCUUCUCCAAGCCCCUCUUCCAGACUGUGGCUGCCAUCUGCCGCCUCCUCAGUAUCAGGCACCCAGAGGAGCUCUCUCUGCUGCGCGCUCCAGAAAAGAAGGAGAAGAAGAAGAAAGAGAAGGAGCCUGAGGAAGAGGUGCAUGACCUGACAAGGGUUGUUCUAGCCGGCGGUGUGGCCCCCACCUUAUUCCGAGGCAUGCCAGCACACUUCUCGGACAGCGCCCAGACCGAGGCCUGUUACCACAUGCUGAGCCGGCCACAGCCAGCACCUGACCCUCUCCUGCUCCAGCGCCUGCCGAGGCCCAGCUCCCUGCUUGACAAGACCCAACUCCACAGCAGGUGGCUGGAUUCAUCUCGGUGCCUCAUGCAGCAAGGUAUCAAGGCUGGGGACGUGCUUUGGCUGCGAUUUAAGUACUACAGCUUUUUCGACCUGGACCCCAAGACAGACCCGGUACGGCUGACCCAGCUGUAUGAGCAGGCACGCUGGGAUUUACUGACAGAGGAAAUCGACUGUACUGAGGAGGAGAUGAUGGUGUUUGCUGCCCUACAGUACCACAUCAACAAAGUGACUCUGAGUGGGGAUGUGGGUGAGCUGGCCUCUGGGGACCCGGGGCUGGAUGACCUGGAUGCAGCCUUGAACAACCUGGAGGUGAAGCUGAAGGGGUCAGCACCCUCAGACAUGCUGGAUAGCCUCACCACCAUCCCAGAACUCAAGGACCAUCUCCGAAUCUUCCGGCCCCGGAAGCUGACCCUGAAGGGCUACCGCCAGCACUGGGUGAUAUUCAAGGACACCACACUGUCCUACUAUAAGAGCCAAGAUGAAGCACCGGGGGACCCUAUCCAGCAGCUCAACCUCAAGGGCUGUGAAGUGGUCCCUGAUGUCAAUGUCUCUGGCCAGAAGUUCUGCAUCAAACUCCUGGUACCCUCACCAGAGGGCAUGAGUGAGAUCUACUUGCGAUGCCAGGAUGAACAGCAGUAUGCACAGUGGAUGGCUGCCUGCCGGCUGGCCUCCAAGGGCCGCACCAUGGCGGACAGCAGCUAUGCCAGCGAGGUGCAGGCCAUUCUGGCCUUCCUCAGCCUGCAGCGGGCAGGCGGUACCAACGGAGGCUCAGGGAACAAACCUCAAGGUCUUGAAGCCUCUGCUGAGGGCCUUAACCCCUACGGCCUUGUGGCUCCCCGAUUCCAGCGAAAGUUCAAGGCCAAGCAGCUCACCCCCCGGAUCCUGGAAGCUCACCAGAAUGUGGCCCAACUCUCGCUGACCGAGGCCCAGCUGCGCUUCAUCCAGGCCUGGCAAUCCCUGCCUGAUUUUGGCAUCUCCUAUGUGAUAGUCAGGUUCAAGGGUAGCAGGAAGGAUGAGAUUCUGGGCAUCGCCAACAACCGACUGAUCCGAAUUGAUCUGGCCGUGGGUGACGUGGUCAAGACCUGGCGCUUCAGCAACAUGCGGCAAUGGAACGUCAACUGGGACAUACGGCAGGUAGGCCAGGGAGGGCAGGGGCAGGUAACCAGCUCAGACCCAACCAGGGCAGGGCAGAGGCUGCUGCUUGCUGCCCCACCCCGCUGGACCUGUGACAACCCACUUGCAGGUGGCCAUCGAGUUCGAUGAACACAUCAAUGUGGCCUUCAGCUGUGUGUCUGCUAGCUGCCGCAUCGUGCACGAGUACAUCGGGGGCUACAUUUUCCUGUCCACUCGAGAGCGGGCCCGAGGGGAGGAGCUGGACGAGGAUCUGUUCCUACAGCUUACUGGAGGGCAUGAGGCCUUCUAAAGACAGCCCCUGCUCUACCCACACCCUCCAGGGACCCUCCCAUGGCCACGCCCACCUGAACUCUCCCAGCAUGCACCCUGCUGGGCACCCUCACUUGUCCUCAGGUAGGCCAGGGCCCUCACUGGGGUAGAUGCUACCACCACCCAGCCUAGGGCCGAUGGGCCCUGAGCCACACGAAGCCCCUCCUCUUGCCCUAUUGGCACAAGCUCACACCCCUGACCUAUAUGUAGUCUCUAAGCACAUGAUGAAUGCCAAAUAUGGAUAAGGAACAGGAAAUCCUGGUUUGAAGCUGGACUUUCUUUUUGUGUCUGUUUCAGGUUUUUUAAAUAAAUAAAUAUUUUAUUAUUGGA